Saccharomyces eubayanus is the source of this 1215-nucleotide messenger RNA. RefSeq names its product Ca(2+)-dependent cysteine protease MCA1 (gene MCA1). Gene Ontology annotation, biological process: proteolysis. Lineage: Eukaryota; Fungi; Ascomycota; Saccharomycetes; Saccharomycetales; Saccharomycetaceae. The transcript has a single exon. The record is from RefSeq and is a predicted model, not a curated record. The coding region runs from base 1 to 1215 and encodes 404 amino acids. Gene Ontology annotation, molecular function: cysteine-type endopeptidase activity.
AUGUAUCCUGGCAGGGGAAAUUACACAUACAACAACUCUAAUGAUAAUGGUGGGUACCAGCGCCCCAUGGGCGCCCCUCCUAACCAACAAUUUGCACCUCCACCAGGCCCUCCGCCUAGGGACUACAACAGGCCCACGUAUCCACCUCCACAAUUCCAACAGCAGCAGGCACAAUCUCAAUUGAAUAACGGGUACAACAAUCCAAAUAUGGACGCUUCCAAUAUGUAUGGUCCACCGCAGAACAUGUCGAUGCCUCCACCGCAAGCGCAAACCAUACAGGGUGUAGAUCAGCAAUAUCAGUACUCCCAAUGUACCGGGCGCAGAAAGGCAUUGAUUAUCGGUAUCAACUACAUAGGUUCGAGAAACGCGCUGCGUGGCUGUAUCAACGAUGCUCACAACAUCUUUAAUUUUUUGACUAAUGGGUACGGUUAUAAUCCAGAUGACAUUGUCAUGUUAACGGACGAUCAAAACGAUAUGGUCAGGGUCCCAACCAGGGCCAAUAUGCUCAGGGCCAUGCAGUGGCUUGUUAAGGGUGCGCAGCCCAAUGAUUCUUUGUUCUUCCAUUAUUCCGGUCAUGGUGGACAGACGGAAGAUUUGGAUGGAGACGAAGAAGAUGGAAUGGAUGAUGUUAUAUAUCCGGUAGACUUUGAAUCUCAAGGGCAGAUCAUCGACGAUGAAAUGCAUGAUAUCAUGGUAAAGCCUUUACAACAGGGUGUUAGACUAACAGCCUUGUUUGAUUCCUGUCACUCAGGUACAGUUUUGGAUCUACCAUACACUUACUCUACCAAGGGGGUCAUCAAAGAACCCAAUAUCUGGAAGGACGUCGGCCAAGAUGGGCUGCAAGCUGCGCUUUCGUAUGCUACGGGAAACAGGGCUGCGUUAAUGGGAUCUUUGGGCUCCAUAUUCAAAACUGUUAAAGGUGGCAUGGGCAAUAAUGUCGAUAGAGAACGUGUCAAACAAAUCAAAUUCUCACCUGCGGAUAUUGUUAUGUUGUCGGGUUCUAAGGAUAAUCAAACUUCAGCAGAUGCUGUGGAAGAUGGCCAGAACACAGGCGCGAUGUCGCAUGCCUUUAUCAAGGUGAUCACUUUACAACCACAGCAAUCGUAUUUGUCUCUGCUACAAAAUAUGAGAAAAGAAUUAGCUGCUAAGUACUCUCAAAAGCCACAAUUGUCAUCGUCACAUCCUAUUGAUGUUAAUUUGCAAUUUAUUAUGUAG